Messenger RNA from Polyodon spathula (Mississippi paddlefish), 1527 nucleotides. RefSeq names its product creatine kinase S-type, mitochondrial-like. The transcript has 10 exons. The record is from RefSeq and is a predicted model, not a curated record. Gene Ontology annotation, cellular component: mitochondrion. Gene Ontology annotation, biological process: phosphocreatine biosynthetic process. Bases 70 to 1383 code for a protein of 437 amino acids. Lineage: Eukaryota; Metazoa; Chordata; Actinopteri; Acipenseriformes; Polyodontidae. Gene Ontology annotation, molecular function: creatine kinase activity.
UUUAAUCCAGCUCUUACAGGAACUGUCAGCUCAUUUCACUCUUCUCCUGUCUCCUGUCUCCUGGAGUGUAUGCUGCAGGAUCUGCUUCACUACAACCAUAGAGCAACAGUUGACCUUCAAACAACAAGGAUGGCAAGCACCUUCUCCAGAGUGCUGACGGGUCGUAGGACAGCCAUGCUGCUUGCCAGCCUCGGGACUGGCGCUCUGGCUACUGGCUACCUCAUGAGUAACAUCAAUUACGCAAGGGCCAUUGAGAGGAGAAAACUCUACCCUCCCAGUGCUGACUUUCCUGACCUCCGCAAACACAACAACUGCAUGGCCACAAACCUCACCCCAGCCAUAUACUCCAGACUGAGGGACAAAGUCACCCCCAAUAACUGGACCCUGGACCAGUGCAUACAGACUGGGGUGGAUAACCCCGGCCACCCCUUCAUUAAAACCGUGGGGAUGGUUGCCGGCGAUGAGGAAAGCUACGAGAUAUUUGCUGACAUAUUUGACCCGGUCAUUAAGGAGAGGCACAAUGGCUAUGAUCCACGCUCAAUGAAGCACUACACUGACCUGGACAGCAGUAAGAUCACCCACGGCCAGUUUGACGAGCGCUACGUGCUUUCGUCCCGAGUGCGUACCGGCCGCAGUAUCCGUGGCCUCAGCCUGCCGCCUGCCUGCUCCCGGGCCGAGAGGAGGGAGGUGGAGCAUGUUGCUGUCCAGGCCCUUGCUGGACUCAAGGGUGACCUGGCUGGACGUUACUACCGCCUGGGGGAAAUGACCGAGCAAGAGCAGCAGCAGCUUAUUGACGACCACUUCCUGUUUGAUAAGCCAGUUUCCCCCUUGUUGACUUGUGCUGGGAUGGCACGUGAUUGGCCUGAUGCCAGAGGAAUCUGGCACAACUUUGACAAGACCUUUUUGAUAUGGAUUAACGAGGAGGACCACACCAGGGUCAUCUCCAUGGAGAAAGGUGGAAACAUGAAGAGAGUCUUUGAAAGAUUCUGCCGGGGACUGAAGGAGGUUGAAACGCUUAUCCGUGAGCGAGGCUGGGAGUUCAUGUGGAAUGAGCACCUGGGGUAUAUACUAACCUGUCCCUCUAAUCUGGGCACUGGACUGCGUGCCGGGGUGCACGUAAAGAUCCCCAACCUCAGCAAGGAUCCACGCUUGUCCAAGAUCCUGGACAACCUGAGACUUCAGAAACGUGGCACUGGUGGUGUGGACACAGCCGCUGUGGGAGAUACAUUCGACAUUUCCAAUUUAGAUCGCAUUGGCCGAUCUGAGGUGGAACUUGUUCAGCUGGUGAUUGAUGGGGUCAACUAUCUCAUUGAUUGUGAGAAGAGACUGGAAAAGGGUCAGGACAUCAAAGUGCCACCACCCAUCUCCCAGUUCAGAAAGUGAGCUCCGAUUGUCUGAACGAUAGAGACCACAGCGCGGGGCAACACACGAGUCCUGCUUCCUGGGAACUGCUGCAAAACUGAAGGUCUUACAUCUAUACUAGCCUCUUAAAUAGUUACUCUUCAAAAUAAACCUUUCAAAUGUAAA